GCUGUUUUGGUAUUCACACGACAUUCAUAAUCAAAGGGAAUAUCGACAUUUCUUGGAUCGACGUAAACAAGUUAUUUCGACAGAAACUAGUUUCUCUGAUAAUGCAAGUUGUGAUAUUCAUGUUUUUCUCAGACGUAUAACUGAUGUAGCCUUAACCAGGAAUCGAAACCGCAACGUUACCAAUUUUCGGCAGGACCUUACUUGUUGCUCCACAGCGAUCGUCAGAGAAAGAUGGAAACAAGCAACAAAUAUGAACAAAAAAGAGACAUCAAAAAUAAGUUUAAUAAUGUGAUUUAAAAAAUGACAUGGCUACAUAUAUUUGAAGAAAUGCAUAAGUUUAAAAUUUGAAGUUUUUUUUUAACGUUAAUUAUUAUUUUGGUUAUUAGUUUUCAAAUUUUAUCGUUGUGGUCCCGACAAAAAUAAGCAAUGAAAUCCUUUGUUUUUAUUUGCUCCGUAACAUGGCAACGUACUUAAGGCACUAAAAACUUUAAAAAAAAAACAUUACCGAAACAACUUUUGUAAACCGUGGAAAGUCACUGGAAGUUUAUUUAUAAGAUAUUUCCAGUUCUUGCAAAAGAAUGGAGAAUACAAAUAAUAAUUUUCUGAAAGAUCAAGUUCAAAGACUGAACAACCACCUCUUGUGGUAUCAAACAAAAUAUGGUUACUGUCAGUUACCUGACAACCAAUUUUCUCCUUGGCUUACAGAAGAAAGGAUAUUGACGCCAUUGCUUACUGAAUAUGAUUAUGUCAACCAGACAUUAGAAGAGCAGCUGAAGCAUUCCUCUGAAGAGUUUAAAUCACUAAAAGAGGACCUACAAAAAGUUUUAAAAGAAAAUGAUGAUUUGAGGAAACUUUUAAAAGAAACUUUAGAAUUGGAAGCUGAUGCUUUACCUGAAAUCAUCAAAGAAACAGACUCUGAUCAGAAAACAGUUGAGAAUUUUAGGAAACAGAUAGCAUUGCUUACAAAGGAAAAAGAAACUGUGACAGAAAUGUACCAAGAAGCUAUGUCUCAAGUGAAGCAGUUAACAUCAGAUUUACAGAAUUUGAAAAGCAACCAGCCAUGGGAUGAUCUUGAGAAGCAGACCAACCGGAUGAAGAACCAAUAUUAUACGUCAGUACAAUCAAUUGUUGCUGAAGUGGAACCUUUACAGAAAAAUCUCAGGGAAAAAGAGAAGGAAGUAAUGAAUUUGAAAGUCAAUAAUGAAACUUUGCAAGCUGCUGUUGAAGAACUCAAACGAAAGCUCAAAUGGAAGGAACAAGAAUUGGUUGAACUGGCCCAGAAAGACUCUAAUUCUGGUGAUGUGGUCACCAAUAUGAAAAGGCAGACAUCAAGUUUAGAAAAUGAUUUAAAAGCCAAAGCUGAAGAACUCAAGCAAUUGAAAGAGAAAAAUUCUGAACUUGAAAAGUGGAUUAUUUUACAGCAAGAGAAAAAUACCACGCUGGAGAAGCAAAUGCAGGAUAUGGUGGAAGACAGGAAAAAUGCUCAGCAAAUUGUGGAAAAUGCAAUUCUAGAUAAAGAUCUGGCCAAAGAAGUUUCCGCUCAAAGACAAGAACAGAUUAACCAUUUACAGAAAGUCGUUGAUGACUUGAUGGAUGAUGUUGGCAAAGCAACCAGAAAAGAGGUAGAUGAUGUGAAAUCUCUUCUCAAUGUCAGGAUUGUAAAACUGAAUGAAAAAGUCCACUUCCUAGAAAUGGAACGUUCUGAGAGGGAAGUCAAUAUGGAAAGAUGUCUGAGAGAUAAAAAAAAUGUUGAGUCAGAAUUGCAAAAUGUCCGUCAAAACUUUGUAGAGGAGACCAAAUCAUUCAAUGAAGUCAAAGAAAAGCUAACGCAGCGUUUAACAGAAGCAUUAAAAUCUAAAGAUGCCACUGAGAGGAAGCUUGACAAAUUUGAACAUCAGCAGGAACGUGAUAAGAAAAAUUUGAACCAGAAAAUAGACCUUUUAAUGAAAGAAAAUGAGAAACUAAAAGAACAAGUGUCUUCACUGAACGGUGACAACAGCCGACUCUCAGAAAGUAAACUUCAGCUGAUCCAAGAAAUUAACGAACUAAAAGCGAAUAUCUUACAGGCAAACAACGAACGGGAUGAGAUACAGCGCAACAUGCGUAAGAGGAUUGCUGUUAUGAAAGAGGAAAUGUCUUCCAACUCACAAGAUUUUGAAUUGAAACUGCAGAGUUUCGAAGAUGGAAAUCAUUACACUAUGGUGGAAUUAAAGAAGCUUCUCAAUUCACAGAAAAUAAUUAGCAGAAGAUGGAAAGAAGAAUGCAGUACGAUUUCAAAGAAAUAUGAUGAGAAAAUAGCACAAAUUCGAUCUGAGCUGAAACGUUACAAAACUCGCAACUCUGAACUGAAAUCUUCUUUGCAAGAAUGUCAAGUAAAGAUGACAGAGAGUGGACAGGUUUUGAAAGAUUACACUGCCAAAAUACAAAGAAUGGAAAGUCAUCUGAGAGAAGCUCAAAACAAAGCCAUGGAAUCAGAACGAAAGCUAACACAUUUACAAAUGAAACAUCGAGAAAUUGCAAGUGAAAACAUCUUUUUACUGAACGAAUCUAAUAAAAACGAGAAUAAUUCUGUAAAGUACAGUAACAGCCAUGUAUCAGUGUUAAAUAACAGUGACCAACAGCCAAAUGAAAACGAAUCUGUAUAUGAUGCAUGACGUUUCUUAUAUAAACCUCGUCUGUUUGUAAUAAUACGAGUCAAAUAAUGACACAAAAAAGGCAUUAAAAAUUACUUUGUGAAAAUUUUA
Octopus sinensis (East Asian common octopus) is the source of this 2744-nucleotide messenger RNA. Its product is annotated as M protein, serotype 5. The transcript has 24 exons. The record is from RefSeq and is a predicted model, not a curated record. Gene Ontology annotation, biological process: cilium assembly; clustering of voltage-gated sodium channels. Gene Ontology annotation, cellular component: centriole. NCBI's taxonomy places the organism in Eukaryota, Metazoa, Mollusca, Cephalopoda, Octopoda, Octopodidae. The coding region runs from base 579 to 2654 and encodes 691 amino acids.